Molecule: messenger RNA, 1656 nt
Organism: Ichthyophthirius multifiliis
Lineage: Eukaryota; Ciliophora; Oligohymenophorea; Hymenostomatida
Exons: 1
Biological process (GO): aldehyde metabolic process
Cellular component (GO): cytoplasm
Molecular function (GO): aldehyde dehydrogenase (NAD+) activity
Source: RefSeq, a predicted model, not a curated record
AUGAUUCUAGAUAAUCCUAAGAUUAUAUAACCAACAUUAGAUUCUUUAAAGAAUUCUUUUAGAACAGGAAAAACUUUAUCUUUAUCAUAUCGUAAAUAAUAAUUAAAGAACCUUCUCACAGGUUUAAAAGAGAUGGAGGAUGAAAUUAUAAAUGCAAACAUAAAAGAUAUGGGGUAUAAAAAUAAAGAUACAUCUAAACUUUUUAAUUUAACCCCUACAAUAAUGGAAAUAUAAUUUAUAUUAAAAAAUUUUGAAAAGUGGUCUUAAAAGUAAAAAGUCGAUACAUCCCUACUCGUUGGACCAGGUUAAAGUUACAUUAUUCCUGAACCAUUUGGGGUAUCGUUAGUAAUAGGAGCUUGGAAUUAUCCUCUUAGCACUUGUGUAGGUCCGGCAGCAAACUCCAUAGCUUCAGGAAACUGUGUAGUAUUAAAACCAUCUGAAAUGGCACCUUACAGUUCAAAUGUUAUAAAAAAAUUAAUUGAAAAAUAUUUAGGUAAAAAAUAUAAAAAAGUUAAAAAAAAUUAAAAAAUAAUAGACAAUGAUUGCUAUAGAGUAAUAGAAGGAUAAAUAGAAGUAUCAAAAGAAAUAUGUUCUUAUCCUUGGGAUCAUAUAAUAUUUACUGGUUCUCCAUAAAAAGGGCGUUUAAUAGCAAAAGCAGCAGCAGAGAACUUAAUUCCUGUAAUACUAGAAUUAGGAGGAAAAAGUCCAACAAUAGUGGACAAAAGUGCGAAUUUAGAAACAGCUGCAUAUAGAAUAAUAUCAGGGAAAAUACAAAAUUCAGGUCAAACUUGCAUAGCUCCAGAUUAUCUUUAUGUAGAAAGUUCUAUUUUUGAUAAAUUCCUAGAAAUGCUAAAAAAAGUACUUUUGGAAAUGACUUAAAACGACCCUAAAACUUCACCUGAUUAUUGUAGAAUGAUAAAUGAAUUUCACACUAAAAGAAUGCAAAAUAUGAUCAAAAAUCAUGGUGGUAAAUUGUUCUAUGGAGGUGAAGUUGAUGUUAAUUAAAAAUAUGUUUAGCCUACUAUUAUUAUUAAUCCAUAGCUAGAUUCUGAUUGCAUGAAAGACGAAAUUUUUGGACCUAUUUUACCUAUAUUUUCAUACAAAAAUUUUGAUGAAGUUAUAAAUUUUAUUAAUAGCAAAGAUAAACCUUUAGCACUUUAUUAUUAUGGAGAAAACAAAAUACAUAAGUAAAGGUUAAUUGAACAAACUUCUAGCGGAGCUCUUUCCUUUAAUGAAUCUGUUAUGCAUUAUAUUAAUCACACUCUACCUUUUGGAGGAGUAGGAAAUUCUGGAUAUGGAAAAAUACAUGGAUAAUUUGGAUUUUAAAGUUGCUCCCAUAUGAAACCUGUCCUUGAUAAAAGUGGAUUCAUUGGAACUCUUAAUGCUUAUCCUCUCUAUUGUAGGUUCCCUCCUUACACUGAAUCAAGAAUCAAAACAAUGAAUUUUUUAUCAUAAGUAUUUGAUAUUUAUCCUUCUGAAAUUACUACAAGUGUUUAUUUUAAAAUUUUCAUAGUUUUAAUUUUGGCUAUCCUGCUCUCAUUAUUUUCCAAAUUAUGGUGAAAGUAAUAAAUAAUUAAAUACCAUUUAAAUUUAUUAAUAUUUCUUAUAUUUAAAUAAUAUUUAUUUAAUAAUUCAAAUUUUUAUAAAUAUUCUAUU